Messenger RNA from Erythranthe guttata (spotted monkey flower), 1821 nucleotides. RefSeq lists its product as uncharacterized. NCBI's taxonomy places the organism in Eukaryota, Viridiplantae, Streptophyta, Magnoliopsida, Lamiales, Phrymaceae. The record is from RefSeq and is a predicted model, not a curated record.
GUUAUUGUAAUUUACCCUAUAAUAAUUGAAGCAAGUGAACUCGUGGUUUAGUAGUUGAAGCAAGUGAACAUUAAGUUCAAAUUGGUUGUCGAUUAUUACUGCGACUCAAAAAUAUAGGGUACGAAAUGAUAUUAAUGGUAGUUUAGGGGUUAUAAGCAAGGUGUGUGUUUAGCACGUAAAUGAGAAAUUAUUAGCUUCACGUUUUGCAAAUAAAAUCCAGGCUGCCAAAAUUAUGCCCCCACCCCCCACCCACCCCCGACCCAGUCGAAGACAAACAAAGUCUUGCGUUUUCCUUCUUCAUUAAGGUAGAAAUUGCCAUUUUUAAUACCUUCAUUUGCCUUCAUCAAUCGGAUCAUCAACUCAAUUCAAAUCAAGAGAAAUUUUAGAGAGAGAAAAAAAUGGAGCAGCCUUUGAUAUCACCAGAAAGUAAGAUAUGGAGUUCGUACGUGCACGUGGGAAGUGCAGGCUCAGCGAUCCAGACAGCUUCCUUCACCGGAACUGAAGUCAACGUCGAUGAAAUUCGGUCAGCAGCUGCUUAUUCUAAUCCCUACCCCCCCUCUCUUCAUGCUGCUCUGCUCAGUUCUCCUGAACCCCUCUAUCCCACUGAGCAAGUGACUGGAAAUCACGGGGACGAAUAUUACGGGCAUUUAACACAAAAUGCUGCUAACACACAAAGGCAAGUAUUGGAUGACGUAGAAAUACGAGAACUACUGAUAGAUCACGUUGGUCAUCGUUGUUGUUGGGGAAGUCGUCCAGCUAGGACUUGGCGUAUUCGGGCGGUGGAGGAUUGCAAUGUAUAUGUCGGAACACUCGAAAGUUUCGUUGAAGAGAGAGAAACAGUAACCGAAAAGAAACCCUACCUUUCUGGCGAAGUGGAUGGAAAAGAAAAGGGCCCUGAACUCGGAAUAUGGGAAUUGGAUCUAAGGUCUGAGUUUCCGGUACUAUUUACACCUCAUAAAGAGUCAUGGACUGUGAUUCCUCAUUCAGAAGCUGUUGAGAAAUGCUCAGGUUGUGGAGGAAAAGGAAAUAUUGCUUGUCCCACUUGUAAUGCAGAUAAAGAAUCCGGGUUGUAUAAGGAGAAUCAGAUGAAUCCAUGUACUGCUUGCUAUGGGAGAGGUUUGAUUGCGCAUGACGAUGGAUCAGAUUCAAUAUGUAAACAAUGUAAUGGUAAAGGGAAGAUUCCGUGUCCAACCUGCGGAUCCAGUGGAUUAAUCAAAUGUGAGACAUGUCGAGGUAGCGGCUCUCUUCUGUCUCACAAAGUGGCUGUUGUUAGAUGGAAAACGUUUAAAGCAAGAAAAGUAAGUGCAACAAGUGGAGCAGCAUCGGUUCCGGAUGAGGUGUUCCACAGAGCAAAAGGUGUGCAGUUGUGCAAUACUCAAGCACAGCAGUGUUCUCCUGCCUUUUUCGCUGACUCGUAUUUUCUCAAUAAGUUUUCUUCGGAGAUAAUUGCUGAGCGAGCCCCGGUACCUCCUUCUGCAAGGGUGAUUUGUGAGAGGCAUAUAAUAUCUGUAGUUCCGGUAACUAGGGUUACUAUGACUAACCGCAGUCGUUCGUUCAGUUUCUAUAUCAUUGGAACCGGGAGAGAGGUUUAUUUGAAGGAUUCUUAUCCUUCCAGGUUUUGUUGGGGGCUUUGCCCUUGUUUGGACUGGUUGAAUCUGUAAGUUUGUUUGAUUUUCUUACCAAAGUUUUUUUCUUUUUGGUUUGUGGCUGUCGGUGUGCUUUUGUUAUGUAAUAUAUUCUUUCUCUAUUAACAUUUGAGUGUUUCUGUAUACUUUUGGGAUGAGUAUUUUCACUUUCAAUAAAAAAAAUGGUUAUCAGUUC